AUGAUGAUUCUAAAGGUCUUGAUAUUCUUCACCUUUCUUCAAUUCCCUUUGGUGGAUUCUUGUUAUGUUCGUCUGAAGGGAACUUGUGAAGAUGGAUGGACGUAUUAUGAGCGAAAAACAACUGGAUGGUGUAUGAAAGUUUUUGUUGAAGGAUUGAUGGCUAAGACAACAGCUGAAUCUUAUUGUGAUGAAAAUGGAGCUGUUCUAUCAUCAAUCGAUGACUUGGCAAUGCAAAAUGUGAUUUUGAGUUUGAUUAGUGCUCAAAAUGCUAAACUUACUUGGCUUGGUGCAAAAUUAAAAUCCGAAUGCCGAUGUGGAGAAGCUCUUUGCGCAGACCCAAAUAAUGAAUGUGGUCCAAAAGGUUAUUAUUGGACUGAUGGUUACACAACUUCUAAUGAUUACAUCAAAAAUAAUCUGAAUGUGACGAGUAGUAUAACCGAUGGUCAAAUAGUUUGGUUGACAAAAGAGGGACUGAUUAUUUCUCAUUUGGGUGGUUAGUUGGAAUAUACAUAUAUUGAAUCGACUAUUAUUUUCAGAACUCGAUAUAUCUGCUAUUCUCAAUGCCAGUAUGGAUUCGGUGAUUUGUGGGAGAUCAGCGUCUAAUUGA
This is a messenger RNA of Caenorhabditis angaria, 607 nucleotides long. NCBI's taxonomy places the organism in Eukaryota, Metazoa, Nematoda, Chromadorea, Rhabditida, Rhabditidae. The record is from the annotation of a GenBank genome assembly.